Messenger RNA from Trematosphaeria pertusa, 1136 nucleotides. RefSeq lists its product as uncharacterized. The record is from RefSeq and is a predicted model, not a curated record. NCBI's taxonomy places the organism in Eukaryota, Fungi, Ascomycota, Dothideomycetes, Pleosporales, Trematosphaeriaceae. The transcript is spliced from 2 exons. The coding region runs from base 230 to 967 and encodes 245 amino acids.
GCCGCAAAACGCAGCUCCGCUCAUCAACGUCGGCCUCCUCCACUUAAGCUUCGCAUCCAGACUCUUCCGCACCCUAUGCGCACCCCUCCUCUUCCAAACCCUCAUUCUACGCAACGAUGAAAAGAGCGGAGAGUCGAUCAAACUGCUUUCCCAAGGGCCCUACGCCAACGUCGUCCGCGAAAUAUCCUACCUCGGCAUCACCCCCCUCCCACCAGACGAUAACGCUUCUAUGGGCCAUUCGCAGGACUCCGACCAAGGCUCCGAAAACAAAGCCUACCUCCCCGCACCCUCAGACUUCCCCAGCGUUGUAGAAGACACACUAUCCAAUCUACCCCGCUUCCCCAAGCUAGAGCGCCUAAGCGUCGAAUUCCCCUUCGGAGACGAAGCCAUCACAAACGGCUUCUACCACGCCGAGGCGCCCGAAGAGCCUGCGCAGAUUGAAGAGCGCGAGCAACGCGCCGGCUGGCGCGCACUCAUGCGCAACACGUACGCUGCCAUCUCCAGCAACGGGCCCGGAGUCGUGAAAGGGCUGAGCUUGCGCAACAUAGUCGCGAAGGAAAGCAUGGCUUGGAUCACUCCGGGAUGGCGCGGUUUCCUGGGCGGACUAGAGAGGUUCGAACUGAGUUUGAGAGGUGGAGAGAAUGGCGCGGGGUGGUGCAUGAGCACGAAUGAGGGGUAUCAGGACUUCGUCGGGGCACUAGGGCGCUUGUUUUUCAACCAUCUUGGCGGCGCGACACACCUCACGGGGUGCUUCACUGACGAAGGUCCGGCGGGCAUAAACGAAAUUAGGCUCACAGCGCUGCCCUUUCAUGCGGGCCAAAUGCCUCGUCUCCAACACAUCUCGCUUUCCUACGUCUUCAUCUGCCCCCCCUUCCUCACGCUUCUAAACUCGCAUGCCGAAACACUGCGAAGCGUGCGGCUAGAGAAGUGCUUCGCCAUUUAUGGGCCCGAUUCCAGCAUGUCAUAGGCCAACUUCUUCGAUUGUCUUGUGGUCGCGGAUCACCCGUUCAGCGCGCUGCGUGAAUUCGAUGUCGUGAGCCCAGCAAAAGUAGGCAUGAAAGAAGGGAAGGGGAGGGGACUGAUAUACGGGUACAUCGAUGACAAAUAUGGAAUUUUGGGGGAGGACAAUGCUGAGG